AUUUCAUGUCUCAGCCGGCUGCGCCCCGAUCGUCCUGCUUCAUUCCUUCAUGGCUCUUGUCUCUGUACCACCACCACGAGAGAUGACCUCGACGAUGCUGCCCUUCCUCGCCCUCCCCGAGGAGCUCAUUCGCGAAGUGCUCAGUCAUGUCAUCGACGUCGCUACGGAUCGUGAAUUCUUCAGCCUUGAUGCCAAUCGUGGGCGGCACGGGUAUGGGGGCAAUAAGCCGGCGCGCUGGAGCGCAUCGCGUGAGAUGCGCGCUCCCGAACAUCGUCCGCCCGCGCUGUUGCUCGUCUCGAAGGAUUGGCGGCGUAUCUGCACCCCCCUGCUGUACCGUACUGCCAUCAUCCGCUCGAAGGGCCAAGCCGAGGCCCUUACCACCACCAUAACCUCCCUCCGUCCGGAACUAGCCGCACGCGUUAAGCGCCUCCGGUUCGAAGGCGCAUUCGGGAUGGAAGGUUUCCGGCUGCUCAAGGCGACGACACACCUCACCCACCUGGCACUCGUGCUUCACAUCUUCGCCACAGAGGGCGUCGCUCCCCUCUGUCGCGGUCUCAAGCUCGCGCAUAUCAGCCCGAGGGUUCUUGUCCUCGCCGACAGCCGCCAGGACUCUAAGAAUCGCAAGAUGCUAAUCCAGGAACUUGCGAAGCUCAUCCCUUCGUGGACGCAUCUGAAUGCCGUACACAUUCCUUUCCUCGACAACGAAUAUGGUCCCGCUACCGAUGUUUCUGCCAUUCUCGAGUCGCUUCGGAGGGCGCCGAGCUUGCAUACGCUGGUCUUCCCGCCUUCCCACCGACCUGACUUGGAAACACUGCAAGCGUUGAGCCGGAACCGCGCCCUGCGGUGCAUCUACUUCGCCAGGACCAAGGUCAAUUGGAACGACGAUGACUCGGACUUGGAGGACACUGCGAAUGAGUCAGACUACGUCGUGGAUGAAGAAAUUGUGGACGAUCCUCGCCUGAGCUCCAUCUGUCAGUACGACACACCGGGAGGAAGACCGGUACGAAGAUUGAGCAGAUACGAGCUUCUCGGCAUGAGGCGCAGGAAUCUCUACAUUCCCAGUAGCGAACCGGAGGAACACGAGGAAGACGAAAAAGUCGAAGAGCCCGCGCCGCCCCGACCUCCUCUUCCGCUGCUCUCUCACCCCGUCGCUGUGCAAGAGAAGAUCUGGCAGCACGUCUUCGAGUUCGUCAACGGAUGGGCCAUCGAUCCGUUUUACCUAUACAAUCGCCGCCCCGCUUUGCUCGUUCUCGCACAUGUUUGCAAGCUCUUCAGGCGUCUGACCGUUCCCCGAAUCUUCAGCAGCCUGCGCGCGAACUCCUGGAAAAGCACAUACCGGCUCUCCAUCGUUCUAGAGGGCGACCCGAGCCUCGGCCAGCACACCCGGGCUCUAUCCUUGAACAACCGCCGCGACGCCAAACGCCAUCUUGACAUCGGCAGGAUUUUGCAACAUACGCCCAACCUCGCUCACCUAGAUGCGGAGGAUCACUGGCGCAGCGAUAAUACCCACGACAAUCUCAGAAUGCGGUGGUCCACGUUCACCGCCAUAGCUCGCAUCGCGCCGGCCAUCGGUACAAUCAACAACAUCAAGAUAGCCAAGCAAUUUGCGCCUCUGCCGCCCAAAGGAUCAUCCGACGGUCAGGCCGACGCCUCGGCUGCACCUGACGCCCCGGGUCCUCAUCAACAGAAGAAAGCGCCAACGGAGAAAGAGAUAUCCGUCCCGCUCGGGACCUUGACCCCUUUCCAAAACUUGGUGGUUCUGCACUUCGACGCCGCCGUCAAGCUGCAGUUCAAGAAGAGCGAAGUCCCUGCGGAUAUCUUUCCCAGAUUAGAGGCCCUGCGUUUCACCUCUUGUCAUACAUCGGUGCUCAGGCUAUUCACGCUAUUCGAGCUUCCUCGAUUAGAACAUCUCGGUCUCUUCAGUCGAAGCCAGACAGGGCGAGACGCGGGCGACUUCCUCGAGCGUCAUGGCUACAAAAUCCAAGAGCUAGAUAUACAGUUCUUCCCUACCGAUAGCGUCUUCGAGAUGUGCACCGCGCUUCGGACUCUGAAGAUUCUGGAGCGUAAACCUCCGCCUGACUACAGCGCCGCAGGAUGGAAGUCGGACACACUGACUACAAUCAAGUUCACUGAAGCGAUACCUCGCCAAAUUCCAGCCUGUCGCCCUUGGGGCACCCUCCUCGCAUCUAUCGACCCGGCGCAAGUCCCGCGGCUCAAGGUACUGAAGAUGGGUUUGAAUUGGCCGUCCGAAGAACGUGAGAUCAACGCCUCCUUCUGGGUACCGUACGCCGAAGAUCUCCUCAAGAAGGGCAUUGAGAUACGUAGUAGUUACGGUGAGGCGUGGGUCCCUCGGGUGAGGGCACACCAGCACAAGCGCAAGAGGGAGAACGUCGAUUGAAGCUGCAUCUUUAUCUGCUCGGACAGUGGUCUAUCUUUCAAGCAAUAUAUUACAGCGAUGUAAACGACACUAUACACUCGAAUUAAUCAGAGUGGGCCAAGCUCACAGCCGGUACAGUUGCC
Messenger RNA from Schizophyllum commune H4-8, 2520 nucleotides. RefSeq lists its product as uncharacterized. The coding region runs from base 50 to 2398 and encodes 782 amino acids. The transcript has 8 exons. The record is from RefSeq and is a predicted model, not a curated record. Lineage: Eukaryota; Fungi; Basidiomycota; Agaricomycetes; Agaricales; Schizophyllaceae.